This is a messenger RNA of Guyanagaster necrorhizus, 546 nucleotides long. RefSeq lists its product as uncharacterized. Bases 1 to 546 code for a protein of 181 amino acids. NCBI's taxonomy places the organism in Eukaryota, Fungi, Basidiomycota, Agaricomycetes, Agaricales, Physalacriaceae. Gene Ontology annotation, molecular function: nucleic acid binding; zinc ion binding. The transcript has 4 exons. The record is from RefSeq and is a predicted model, not a curated record.
AUGGACAAGUACAAGGUUGGAUUUGCCACCACCUAUCUUGAAGACAAGUAUCCCUUGUGGCCAGUGUUCAAACAGAUAGUGAUCAACAAGUUCACCAAUCCCAUGGUUCAGAAAGUUCAUAAGCAGAAGAUGAAGGAGUACAAGAUGGGCAACAAACUGGCCACUAAAUCAUCUCAGAUAUUGGCCAUGACAUCCCAAAGAGAACAGAAACAACAGGAGCAAGGAGUGAAGAAUACCUUCUCCAGUUCAAACACAUCCACCAAGCCUGAUGGCUCAACUCCAACUUCCUCCUAUAGCAAGAAGAAAACCAGUAUGAGCACAACAUUUACUGGAAUGGGUAAGCCUAUAGAUGUGGAUCAGCUCAAGAAGGAGGGUAAGUGCUUCAACUGUGGCCAGAAAGACCACAUGGUGCAGGACUGCCUGCAGAAGAAGAAUAAGCACAUCCAAGAAGAUCUCAGGGCACUGAUUGCUGAACUACAGAAGGAAGAAGAGGACCUCAGUCUAGAGACAAAGGUUGAGGAGGUAAAAGAUGGGGCUGAGCAGUGA